UGAAAACAAAGUGACGUGGCUAAUCCUGCAGGACAAAAAACGAAGAGAAAUAGACAUAAAAACCUUAAUAUUAUACAUAUUUAAUGUACAAGUCAGAUCCAUGUGAAGUACAGGAACAAAAGUUUAACCCGAAACAAAGAAGAUAAAGUUGUUCUGUUGCUCGUUUCAAGGAAAAGGGAAGUGUUAGCAGCCUGAAGGCAACGAAAAGGCAUGCACUAAGACAUUAAGAUGUCCGACAGCGAAGCCAAUGCAGCCGAGGGUUCGAAGGGGGCACCGGAGGAAGAGAUUCACGAUGACUCUCCGGCCGAGACGCCCGACGACGACGCCUCCUCGCCCCCCUCCUCGCCUCCCUCCUCGCCCCCCACCUCCUCCUCCACUAACACCACUAACACUCCUGACGUCUCCACCGAUGUGGCCCCGACGAGGAAAACCAGGAGGAGACCGGAGCCCAAACCUGCGGCCAAAGUAGAGGAGACGCCGAAAGUAGAAGAGCAGCCGGCAAAGGCUCCUACUGAGUCCACAGUGGCUCAGGGUGGUUGGGGCUACUGGGGCAGUUGGGGCAAAUCCAUCUUAUCCACGGCAACAGCUACCGUGGCAACUGUAGGUCAGGGUCUGACGCAGGCGAUCGAGAAGGCCGAGACAUCGCUGGGAAUCCCGAGUCCGACCGAGGUGUCGGCUCAGGUGGACCAAGAGCAGAAACAAGAUGAAGGCAGCAGUGAGACGGAUAAACCAGAGGCAGACGGCACCACAGCGGUCGUAGGAAGUGCGAUGGGAAUGUUGUCGUCGUUCUCCAGCGUCGUCCAGAGCACAGGUAAAACGGUGAUAACAGGCGGUCUGGACGCUCUGGAGUUCAUCGGGAAGAAGACCAUGGAUGUGAUAGCAGAGGGCGACCCCGGCUUUAAGAAGACCAAAGGACUGAUGAUCAGGAACUCCACGCUGUCUCAGGUGUUGAGGGAGGCGAAGGAGCGAGAGGAGCAGCAGACGGCCGAGAAGGACUCGUCAGAUUCAGAGAAGAAGCCGGUGGCUCACUACGGGAUGCUGUUUGAUGAAUAUCAGGGUCUGUCGCACCUCGAGGCUCUGGAGAUCCUGUCCCGGGAGAGCGAGUCUAAGGUGAAGUCGGUGCUCACCACUCUAUCAGGAGACGAGGUGGUGCAGCUCAGAGGAGAGCUGGAUCUCAUCAAGGAUUCCUUCUCUCUGGUGGAGUUUGACGACGAGGAAGUGGACGAGAAGAAAGAUGAAGACGGCUCGGAGUUUGAGAGGGAGAUAACGGAGGCUCUGGAGGGUCUCAGCGUCUCUGCAACAGUCAACAAACUCAGCAAGGCCUGCAAGAGCACCUGCAGCCAGAUCACUGAUAUGACCAAACCAGAGAGAGAAGAGGAGGAAGAGGACGAAGAGGACGGGAAGAAAACACACUCUGUAGAGGAGGUUCAUGCCGCAGCCAUCAGGAGUCUGGCAGAGCUGACGGCUCGAUCCAUCGAACUUUUCCACAAACUGGCCGAGAUGAUCCUUUUCUCCAACGGCAGCACGGAGGCCGGCGUCCUGUCUCAGUUAACGGUGGUUCUGUGUAAAGAACUUUCACUACUUUCCAAGAAGUUCACGUCCUGCUUAACAACAGCCGGGUCAAAUGAGAAGGGCGAUGUCCUCAACCCGCUGAUAACUGGAGUCUUUUUAGAGGCGUCCAACAGUGCUUCUUACAUCCAGGAUGCUUUCCAGCUGCUGAUGCCCAUACUGGAGAUCUCCCACAUCCAGAGGAGAGAUGAGUCCACACAGCAGUGAGCAGCAGCUGGUGUCACUUCCUUAAAAACAGCUCAGGACUAAAAUCAAUUUAGAGGGAAAAUGUUUUUUUAUUUUUUUUUGUCAAACAGUGUUAACUUUGUUUAUUUGUAACGUGCAGUCGAUCGACUCAUUGAAUUAAAGUGUUGAGGAACGUCUAGAGUCUAAGAGGAGGAACAUUCACAUAUUACUAUUAAGAAGAGGGACAAACAUGUUAUUUCUCCUUCUUUAUUCUAACAUGUACACUACUUGUUUUCUGCCUUUAAGAGCACAAAACAUAAAGGACAUAAAGGACUUAAAGGAUGGAGGCAGUAACAACAAAGGUGUGUCCUGUAAAAUAAAUAGGAAGGUAUAUCGAUAAUGUAUUUUCCUCUUUACCGAGCAGUAAAUAGCUGGUUUUCUAUGCAUAUCUUUUUUUUUUAAACAUUGCCCACCAGAGCUUAUAUCUGGAUCUGGAGCUGCUGUUAAGGACUGAACUCGCUGACCGAUUCUUAUCUGACAAACUUGACUCUAUCUGACUCAAGAAGCCGAGGAUUACUCUUCCAAAAACAAUCUCCCGAUGUCUCAGAUUGUUAUGUUUAGUUUUUGGUGUCUUCCUCAAAUCAUGACUGGAGACUGGUUUUAAAUAGUUUACAGUCCCGUGGAUCUUAUGACACCUGUUGUAUGAUCUGAUUCUCUGAGAUUUGAACAUCAGUAUUGGCUCUUAACCCUCCUGUUGUCCUUGAGUCAAGGGAGGAAGAAGGAAGGGAAGGAGGGAGGGAGGGAGGAAAGGAGGGAGGGUGGAAGAAAGGAGGGAAGGAAGGAAAGACAGAUGGAAGGAAGGAAUGAAGGAAGGAAAGAUGGAAGGAAGGAAGGAAAGAUGGAAGGAAGGACGGAAGGAAAGGAGGGAGGGAGGAAGGAACGAAAGACAGAUGGAAGGAAGGAAGGAAAGAUGGAAGGAAGGACAGAAGGAAAGGAGGGAGGAAGAAGGAAGGAAAGACAGAUGGAAGGAAGGAAGGAAAGGAGGGAGGACGGGAGGAAGAAGGAAAGGAUGGAGGGAGAAGAAAGGAAGGAGGAAAGGGGGAUGGAGGAAGGAAAGAAGGAAGGGAGGAAAGACAGAGGAAGGAAAGAAAGAGAGAAGGAGGGAGGAAGGAAGGAAGGGGUCAAUUUGACCCGGGAGGACGACCCAAAGGUUAAAUAAGAACAUUAACGUCUCAGUAUUCAGAUCACUUCCUGUCUCAUUUUCUGGACUCAAGAAAGUUUUGUCCUGGAACCAUUAAAAAAAACCUGUAAUAGACCAGAUUUAUGUUUCCACACAGCUUAAAUGUCUAAUUAAUAAUUUGGUGUCUUCAUUUAGGGACUAAAUCUGCUUUUUUUUAGGAAGACACUAUUUUUAAAAAAGGGGAUCCAGCAUCAUUGUGACAUAACUGGAAAAAACGUACCACUCUCUUUCUUCCCUCGUCAUCUACAUUUCCGAUGUCAACGUACAGACUGUAAUUUAGAGUUGUUUACUCUGAUCUUAUUCAUUCAUUAAAACUUCAGGUGUUCGUUUAUCAGACGAAGGAGCUUCUACCUGCCAUGAAGAAUGAAGGAUUGUCUUCUUUUUAGCCGUUUAUCUUCAAUUAAUUUCACUUUUUUCUUUUCUUUUCUUUUUUUCUGAUAUUGACCCGCAGACAGCUUUGUGUUGUGGGUCAAUAUGCUGAUAUAUAUACUGUACUGUACAUCAGGUAUUUGAGAUGGUUUUAAAAUAAAUGUGCUUUCUUAAAUGCCCAA
This is a messenger RNA of Scomber scombrus (Atlantic mackerel), 3525 nucleotides long. It is a transcript of the gene fam114a2, whose product is annotated as family with sequence similarity 114 member A2. The transcript has 14 exons. The record is from RefSeq and is a predicted model, not a curated record. The coding region runs from base 229 to 1776 and encodes 515 amino acids. Lineage: Eukaryota; Metazoa; Chordata; Actinopteri; Scombriformes; Scombridae.